Molecule: messenger RNA, 12206 nt
Organism: Anthonomus grandis grandis
Lineage: Eukaryota; Metazoa; Arthropoda; Insecta; Coleoptera; Curculionidae
Product: prominin-like protein
Exons: 17
Coding region: 453-3209 (918 amino acids)
Cellular component (GO): membrane
Source: RefSeq, a predicted model, not a curated record
CCACUCCCAUACCAAUGGGCCGUUUUUUCUAUUAAAACAUUUAUAAACGAUUAAACUGUCUUGGUUUUGGUUUAAUCGGAGUGCAUUUCUUUGUUGUGGAUUGGAUUAGGCGACAUUUUCAUUCAGGAAUCUGGCUUGUGGAGCGCAUAUAGAGAAAGAUUGAUGUGCCAAACUACGUAAACGAUGACUGCCAUCCUGACUGAACCAUCUAUAGCUUAAUAUCAAAAACAAAGCAUAUUUGCAACAAAAAAAAAAAUAAACACCGGUAGAUAACAGUUAAUAAAGGUAGUAAUCUAAUCUGUUAAUCUCGAAGCCCAACUAGUAAUAAAAUGAUUUAAGAGGGAGUAUGACAAACGACUGGAUUUCGUGUAGUACCGAUUAUCAAAGCUUGGAAAACACCAGUUUCACGAGUUUUUUUUAAGUAAAAACAAAACGUCGAGUCGUAUCGCAAAAUGAAGCACAGGGAGCGGAAGAAACGGUUCUCCGUCAAUGCGAUCAGCUUAUUUGUCACUUGUGUGUUUCUGUUUUUGGCUGUAGAGAUUUCAGAUGGAAAAGGUUCAUUUACCACGAGGAUCAAAAAAAUCACUGAAAACCUGGACAUGGCUGUUCUCGGUCUUGACAUUACUGUCAACUACAGGGACUUCAAUAACACUGCCCAAUAUUACAGCAACUCGUCGUUUAACGCCGCUGGAAUGGUUGGACUCUAUAACCUAACUAAGGCGUUCAUUAAUGUUUGCGCUCCCGAGGACAUUCUUAUGCCCGGAAUUAUAUCUAUCGACAAGAACGACAUCAAGUUUAACAAUCCAGAGCCAAGAGACGUGAUCAGCUACUAUAGUCAACUAGUAGCGUUGGUGAUUCUUCUAUUACUGUGUGUGGUGCUAUUUCCGAUAUGCGGAGUCUUUUUCUGCUGUUGCCGCUGCUGCGGUAACUGUGGUGCUAGAGCUAAACCAUCUGACAAGAAAAAGGACACUUGCAAAAAAGUCUUUUAUGCCACUUUGUUGAUCAUGUGUGGAACUGGUUUACUAUUCUGUAUAGUCUGUGCCUUUGGCAGCAACCAGCAAAUCUACGAUGGUCUCGGCGAAUUUCCUUCAAGCAUGCGCGUUGGCCUCAAAGAUACCAACACAUUUAUGGACACUACCAAUGCAGAAAUUACCCACCUUUUACACGACAACUAUCAAGAUUUUUAUCAAAAAUUCAUUCAAGUUAUGGAUAACAGUUCAACAAUUGCAGUAGAACAACUAAUAGGAUUCGCAAAUGCCACAAACAUAUCAGAGAUUCAGACAUUUUCACAAAAUCUUCAAAAUAUUAAAGUUAUGCUCUUUUCUCUCAAGAAUAAUACAAACCAGAUAAGAGUUUAUGCUUCACAACUCAAUGAUGCUGUUAGAAAAGUCAAGUGGGAUCUGACCACUACUUUAACCCAAUGCAGCUUCCGUUUUUGUGAUGAAUUUUCACAGGAAAUUACAAAAUUACAGACCAGUAUAGAUUUUAAUAAGGUCCCCGACGUAACUGAUACAAUAAACAGUUUUGAUCAACUGGAUAUAGAGAGCAUUCAGAAGGACGUAGAAGAGGGAAAAAAAAGUUUGGAUCAAUUAACCGAAAGUAUUAACAAAUCGGUGAGUGAUGGAUUAGAUACUGCCCGGGAAAAAAUUAACGAAGCUGGAGAAACAAUCGACUACAACCUUAAAACCGUCACCGACCAAAUAUCUGCUGUGAAAGAUAGCAUCAAUAUAAAUUUCUCCCCAAUAAUUGACAAUACGAAUUAUUAUACCACCGAAUACGGAAAGUAUAUUUACUAUGCCGGUUUGACGGUGUGCUGCAUUUUGCUGUUAGUGACCGUGUGCAUCGUUUUGGGGCUGAUUUGUGGCAUUUGCGGCAAGAGGCCGGAUGGGUACAGCGAUAAUUGUUGCAACAAAGGAGCUGGAAGUAGAUUUUUAAUAUGCGCCGUGGGAAUAAUGUUUCUUUUCGGCUGUAUAAUAUCAACAGUGACCCUAGUGACUCUCGUUACGGGAGUGAUAACGGAGAAAGCAGUGUGUGUUUCUCUACGAGAUCCAGAUCCAGAUAAAUAUACUGUAGUGAAACUGCUGGAUGACACUAUGAAAAAUCAAAGCCAAUUAAAAAUAACUUUUAGCGGGCUCAUUAACGAUUGUUUCCAAAAUAAGAGUGUAUAUAACACUUUUCAACUGAAAAAUGUAUUUGAUCUAGCAAAGAUCAAGGAAGGACUAAAUAUUGAGGAGCAAUUGAAUAAGCUGAAUUUUACCGUUGAAAUUCCUAAAAAUUUUACGCUCGUGUCAAAUGAUACUUUCGAUAAGUUGAGAGUGUUUAGUCCGGACAUACAAGUAGACAAGUUUAGGGAUGAGCUUGAAAACCAGACUUUCACCAACUACAAUUUGGAGGCUCUAACAAACUCGCUAGAAAAUAUUAUCAAGCAGCUACAACAAAAAAAUGACCCAGGCUUAUCAGAUCUUAUAUCGGAUCUUCUAUUAAGUCGACUUCACUUAACCACUUACUCUAGUAAGCUAAUUGUACCUAUGAAGGCAGUAUCACAAGAUUUAAUAAAAACUGCUACAAACUUAAGCGAACAACUGAAAAUGGGCUUCAGCAACUUCUCUGAGGCGAUCGAUUCUUUGCAAGAGGAAAUAGUGAAAGCACAGGAUUAUCUUAAUACAACCGGACCUGAUAGCCUUAAAAACAUCUCCGCUGAAUUCAUAGGUGCAACUAAACAAAUGAUAGAAGGAUACAUCGACCGGAUCUCUGACCAUAUUGAGAACAAAAUCGGGCAAUGCGGUCCUAUUAGCUUGGUGUUUAACUCCACCGUUAAUUCAACUUGUGAUAAAGUUUUGCUGCCACUUAACGGAUUUUGGUUCAGCUUAUUCUGGACGAUCAUCUUAUAUAUAAUCACGAUUAUCGUAUCAAUUAUAUUGGCCAAUCUUUACCAGAGGCAUAAGCCAUAUGACCAGUUUGUCGAAACCAGAGACAAAAGGGGUAAAAAGAAGGGAAAAAAGUCGAAAAGGUACGAAGAAAGGCCCGGCCGUGACGUAGCUAGAGAUUAUGCCGGAAGAUCUCAUCCGCCCGACGGACGUUAUGCUGAUAUGGCUCCAAAGCAAUGGGAAGAUUUUCCGAAUGGCGGACCGCCGCACUACCAAAGGGCUCCAACGGAAUACGAGAGGCCACCGCCUUAUUAUUAUCCUGGAAGUGGAGGGGAGCAGUAGAAGGCAAAAAUGGAAUAGUUGAAAAAUGUAUAGACUGAACUCUUAUGGCGUUAUUACUACUAAAUAAUUAUUUAGCUUAAUUGAUUUUUUCUUUUAGUAAUAAUGGCGUAUUCAUAAUUUCUUUAGUAAAAUUACACCCAUCCAACCCUUGUCUCUUAAUUUGUGAUAUUACUUGUAAUUAUAUCACACCUAUUAUAGGUGAAAUUUUUCAUUUUGAGGUGGCAUGGUGCGUGCAGAUUAAGAUUAAAAAAAAAACAGUGUGUUCUGAGCUAGUUAUUGAACCUUCUGGACACAUUCCAGUUAUAUUCAUGCUCAAUACAUAAUAUUUUUAUAUUGUAGUCACUCGUAUAUAUCACUUAUUUUUGAAGUUAAAACAAUAGUGUCACGAAUAAUAAUAGAUGUACGUUUUUACCGAGACUUUGUUGUGCAUUUACAGUCAAUUUAUUAGGCUGGCUAUUUAAUUGGUAGCUACUUUACGUGUAUUAAGGUUUCAUGGUAAACGAUGCUAAAUUUGCCUUAAACCUAGUUGUAGCUCCCUGAUAGUAACUAAAGUCUUACCAAAAAUAAUAAAUAAGUUUUUCAAUAAAAUUGCAGACAAAUUUUUAAAUACUGUGUUGCCUAAUUAUCGAAUUUGGCGCAAAAUUUCUAGCUAAUUGAUUGCUGCCAUUGCUGUAUCAAGCCAGCAGAAAUAUAAUUCAUUUAACUUACUAUGUUUAAAUUAAUUUAAAGUAAUGUUUUAUUUUUACAAACAAAUAUAUCUUUUAGGUUCCUUGUUUUUUUUUUAGUAUUUCGUCGUUUUUGAGGAAAAAAAUCGUAUUUCAUUGCAUGUUAAUGGGUAACAACAAUAACGAAAAAAAUUUAUAUUUUUUAAACAAAUAUUAAAGUUUGUUAUGUCUUGUAUUAAUCUUAAGAGCAGCUCCUAGAGAAAAAUGGGAAAUUAAUAAAAAUUACUUAAGAUGAAAGUCUAAUGGCUCAAUUAAAAUGAAGAAAAAAAAAUGAAAGAAAAAGGUCUAAUGUAUUUAAUUUUGGGAAUAUGAGUGAUCCAAAUCCAUAACCUUUAAGAAACCUUUAAAGGUUAGGAUAUUUAAGAAAUAUAUUAUAAAUGUAGUGACAUAAAAAAAUAUAAAAUAAUUAUGAUAAAUUUUGUAUAAAAUUUAUGUUUUUGUUCAACGUUCAUCAUUAAUUGUUUAUUUAUUUUGCAAAAAUUUUCCUUCUUUAAUAUUAAAAAAUUAGGGUGAAGUGGGGUAAGUGUAAUCAAAAAAAUGUUAGUGGCACUUUAAAAUUUCAUAACAAAAAAACUAAAAAAAAAUUUUCGGGUUCAUUUUUAGUAGGCACAGAGCUUAUUUCUUUGUUAAAUCAAUGUCAUAUUUAUUUAUUUUUUGUCUGCUUUUGUUUUUUUUAUAAACCAAAUUAAAAAAAUAUGUCGGCUGAUUACCCAGAGAAUGGGGCAAGUGUACUCACGGCUCCUAACUGCCAUAUGCUUACUCUGCCGAUGGAUCUGGGGCAAGUGUACUAUAGUAUGAAAAAUUCUGGGUUAAAAAAAUAGCUUGAUACCUAUCUUAAUUUAUAAGGAAGGUAUGAACUUUUUUCGUGGAGCAAUGAUAAUGAAUAAAACUCAAAGAUUUUCUGAAAAGUAUAUUAUGUAGGUAAGUUGAGCAAAACAGGCUGUGACAUGUUUUUUUAUUUAUUUAACGUUAUAUGAGGUAAAGGAUACUGGAAAAGUUAGUUCUACUCUUCGCCCUAAAGUGGCUUCUGGUAAAACACGCUCUAUAUCUGAUGCAGCCACUAAGUGAUGGUCCUCUUGUUCAGGCCAGUGAAACACUGAACUAUGCGUGUUUCGGUUUGAUUUUUUUUUAAACUUAAUGAUAGGUUGCGAUUCUUCAUCAAGCGUUGUUAUUUGACCAGCAUAAAAAAGUAUACUUUUCUUUCCUUUAAAUGAGACCAAAACCCAGUUUCCAAUGUUUUCUACCCCUUUAAGAAACAAUUCGUCUUGUUUUAAUGCUUGUUCAUCUUCCUCUAACCUUUUUGCAUAAGUCUCAAAGGUGACGUCGUUGGAUUCACUGUCACUUAAAAUUUGCGGCUCGUCUUCAUCUGAAGAGCUCUCAUUAAUAUGUUUUGCUGUUAUUUUUUUUGAUUCCUUCUUUGUUUUCUUUGCUAAUUCUUUCGCUAUUCUUUCAUCUUCUUUUUCUUGCUCAGCCUUUUUCUUUUUUUCUUUGUUUUCUUUUGCUGUUAUAAUUUCAGCUCCCGGAGCUACCCUUUUUCUUCUUUCUUUUUCGUUAGGGCGGGGCGAUUGUCUCACUGUUUCCAGCAACAAUUCUUCAAAUGAUACAGUAUCGCUACUUGGUGCUGCUAUUGGUAUUGGUCUACUUGGCCCUGCUAUUGGUUCUGGUCGCGGUUCUGAUGCUAGCUGCUGCGUGGUUGGUUUCUCUCUCGAUGGCUCUUCAUGGCUGCUUGUGCUGGGUUCAUUAAGAGGUUGUUCUGUGGCAGGUUGGGGAUUUCUCAAACGUUCUUCAUAUCGUCGUAGAGCUUCUGGAUCAUAUUUAGAGCGGUCGAUGACAGAUCUAUUAAAUGGGCAUAUUCCUCCUCUACGAAAGCCCGAUGUCAGUAAAGCUGGAUCGGUCUCUUUCCAAAUUGUGCUCACAAGUACCGAAAAAUCUUUCUUUGGUAUUUUAACACCCACUUGUUUUCUUUGGUACUCCGCUAAUUUGGAAUCCCACCGUGACUUAAGGCUCUUAAAGACCGCUAGGUCCAUAGGUUGCAAUAAGUGGCUAGAGUGUGGAGGUAAUUUAAGUACAAUUAUAUCAUUUCACCGCCCAACAGCAUGUAUGUUGCAUGGAAUAUUUUUAUGAUUCUAGGCUUAUUUUUAAUGCUGAUAUUAAAUAAUGUCAUCAGUUUAUAUGUGUCAGCUCUAGUUUUUGAGUUAAAAGGAGGGAGUAUUUUUUGGGAAUUAAAAAUACACUCAACGUACAAACAUUUUUAAUUACAAGAACUAUACACUCAGGAAUUUUCUUUUAUAUGAUUUUCUACUAGUUUUGAAUGAACUGCUACUCUGAAUACUCCAGCAAAAAUCGGCCAACAUAUGUGCAUCCCAGCGAUCCUGAAAUCGUUCCUCCAUGGUUCGAAGAUCUUGGUGGAAUCGUUCACCCUGUUCUUCACUCAUGUCAUCGAGAUUUUCAGGAAAAUGGUGUAAAUGGCUGUGUAGGAAGUGCACUUUGAUGCUCAUGUUACAUCCAAGUCGCUGGAAGUGUGACAACAUCUCUUCGACGUGCGCAAUGUAAUCAUCACCCUUCCUCUUACCUAAGAAAUUUUGGAUAACCCAAACAAAGGAACCCCAUGCAUUCUUCUCAAUUUCUGACAUUGAGCUGGUGAAAUUAGGAUCGUUUACCAACUUGCGAAUUUGUGGACUAUCAAAUAUACCUGCCUUGAGUUUUUCUGAACUUAGACUUGGAAAUUUCCUUGAAAUAUAUUUGAAACAUUUACCAUCUUUAUUUAAUGCCUUAACAUAUUGCUUCAUUAAACCUAGUUUAAUGUGCAGGGGUGGCAAUAUGAUACGAUCUCGUGGCACUAGAGGUUCAUUUAUAACAUUAAGACUACCUGGAAGUAGUGCUUCCCUAGAGGGCCAUUCUUUUCUUGACCAAUGUUCUGAUUUUGCUCUACUAUCCCAUAAACACAUAAAACAAGGAUAUUUAGUGUAGCCUCCUUGUUGUCCUAAAAGGAAGUUCACCAUCUUAAGAUCAACGCAAAUCACCCAUUUAUGAUCGUUAUAUUUGAUUUUGUUCAUGACCAGUGCUAUUGUGGGGUAUUCUUCCUUAACUUUAGUUGAAUGUGCUAUUGGUAUGGAGCCUAGUUUAUUUCCGUUGUGCAAUAGUACACACUUCAAACUCCGUUUUGACGAGUCAAUAAAUAAACGCCAAUCGAUUGGUUCAUAUUUCUGCAAGCCCAUGGCAGUCAUUAAACCAGAAAUAUUAGUACAAAAUACAAAAUUAUCCUCCUCAGCGAAAAAGGGAAGUAAGUCUUUUUCUCGAGUGCGGUAAUAAGAAACUUUAGUUUUUUCAGUUAAACGAUUUCUCUCUUUUAAUCUGGAGGCCAAUAAUUCAGACGAAGUUUUGGAUAGUCCAAGGUCUCUAAUUAAAUCAUCAAGUGCACUUUGAUCGAAUGGUUUUGGUUCAAAGAGAUUUUCUGGAACAAACUCGUCAUCGCUCAUGCUACUCAGUUCAUUCAAUUCAUCAGAACUUUCUGUAGAUGUAGAUGGUAAUGGUAAAGAUGUAUCUUUUGAGGUCCUUACAGGCCUCACAGCUGAUGUUGAUGUGGGGUAAAUCCAUUUGGAGCGGUUCGUCUUGUUGAUUCCUUUUAUAUUAACAAAGCAAAAAUAGCAGUCAUCGUGAUGAUUUAAAGGUUCACGCCAAAUCAUUGGGGAUUGGAAUUUAAAAGAGAGUCUCUUCUUAGUGGCCCAUAAACGUAAUUCUUCAACACAAAUUUUGCACACAAUAUUGGGCACCCAGCACUUGUUAUCUGUUUCCAAAGGAAAACCAAAACACUCUAAAUACGCUCGUUUCACAAAGUCUGACAUAUUCAAUCGAAAUUUUUGAAAAACAUAUUCACCACAAAUAUAACAAUAACAAUUCGGAUCGUUAAUGCAGACCCUUCUUAGCGAAGUCAUGAUAAAAAUUACAAUAAUUUAUCUAAAACGCGACUAUAAUAGAUAAAAAACCAAAAAUAAAGAUAAAUGAGAAGAACGUAGCUAUAUCUAAACAACUCGAGCUGUUAGAGUAAAACUGACGACAGAUUCGAAAUCAGAUGCCUCGAAUUAGUAAACAACAAUAAAAAUAUUUCAGUCAACAUAAAAUAACCUUCGAUUUGUUGUGCAGUGUUUUCGACAACCGCCUCGAUAAGUUUUGGGUCUAAGUGCGUUGAAUGUCCAUCAUGCAAAAGCAGGAUUGGUCUUUCAGGUACAACGCUGCGAAUAGUUUACAAAGAUUUCGGUUUCCAUCCAACCAUUUGGUGACGCAGCAUAAGAAGUACCUGGAAAGGUAGAUUCCUUGGGAGCCAGCCAGGUACUUCAUAGAUUUUUUCCCUUAAAAACAAUUAAUGGAGUCAGUUUAUCCCCAUUGGCGUUGCCACCCAUGAGAACUGUACUCUCUCUUCCAGGCUGGGUGGUUAUUCUUGAAGCAGGGGCAUUUUUCUGAUCCACAAUUUUAGUUUUACUUGGAGCGUAAAACUACGAGCGUAAAACUAGUUUCGUCGAUGUUAUAAAUCUGAGAAGGCUUAUUUUGCAGGUCGUUAUUUUCUAAGGUUGCUUUUAACAUGUCAAGAUGUUGUUCAAUCACAAAUAGAUCAUUGGCUUUUUUUUCUGGCAUACUCCAGUCCUUGUGGUUUUUUUAAAGGAUAAGAACCAAUUCUCGCCAGGUAUUCCAUCUUUAAAUGGCGUUUUUAUAUUAUUUUUCGUGACAUACUUUCCCACCAAUUCUAAGAUUUCCUUUCUGCUGAGCCCCCAACCCACUUCUCCAUGAUUUUUAUGGCAUUCAAUAAUUUUUCUUCAUCAGCUGCAGGUAUUGCGGUGGAUCUUCCUUUGGACGUGCUUUUUGAUCCUCGGGUUUCUCGUAGGUGUUUUUGAAGAGUGGAAAAUGGGAUUUGAUCCCUCUGGGCAGCACUACGAAUACUCAUACGAUUUUCUUGGAUGUUUCUGAUCGCAUCUUUUAAAAGUUCAGCACUGUAAGAAGGGUUUUGUUUCUUUUUUUUUAUACACUCUCACCAUUUUAAAGGAACUCACUAGGAACUGUAUAAACUAGUCUUAGAUCGGUCCUAUUUUAAAGAUUUCCACACUGUCUUUACAAUUAAUUAAAGUCUUUGGUAAGUAUUUACACUAUUUCUUCGAUAUUGGUCUUAGCCUGUAACAAUAGAGAAAAUGAUAGGUUAUAGCCUAAAAACUCAAGAAGGAGGAGGCUGGGGCAAAUGUAAUCGCUGGCAUACAUUUUUUGUUAAGUAUCGAAAAUGAAAUCUGAUAGCAGAAUCAACAUCUUUGUCGAAAAUUACCUAAGGGAGCAAAAUAUUACAACUAAAUACUAAUAUUAGCAGUAGUAAUAGGGAAUUAAAAUUCCUAAAAGGCACUCGCAAAAUUAUUAAAAAUGUCAAAGUACAAAAAAGAAAAAGGGAAAUCUUUAAUACUGGAACUAAGAGGUUAAUAAAAAGUAAUAUGGGUAUAAAAAGGGUCAUAUUUUCGAAUUUCGAAGAAAAUAUGUUCCAAAACGUUAUAAAAAAAAAUCAUAGGGCUUGAUUACAUUUGCUCCAUGAUUACAUUUACCCCACUUCACCCUAAUAGAUUUUUUAAAUGUUUUUAUUCAAAGAAAUUUGUCUAUUUUUUAAUUUAAAAUUUGUUUUUAAAGUUUUUUUUUCUGAAAAAUCAUCACAAAAUACAACUCUAAAACAAGAAUACUUAAGAUCGUAUCUAAUUAAGCAAUAUUAAAAAAAUAAAACUAAUUUUUUUGAUUCGGAAAUAAAUUUAAUAAUUUUGUAUUUUUCUUUUAUUUUCUUAAAAAUCAUUGUCAAAAUCAUCAAAAACAUUAAAAUAGUCAAUAAUGUUGAAUAACAUAUCGUAUUAGUUCAAUUUAAAAAAAAAAAGUUAAUUUCUUCAGAAUUUUUUUAUGUUCUUCUAUUCAAUUUUUUAACUUUGAUUUUGUUUUUUUUUUUUUUACUUUUAAUAUUUAAUAAAUUAUUUAUUUUACGAUUUUUCCUAAUUCAAAUUUAAUUAAAAAAAAAAUAAAGUUUUAAAGCUUAAAUUUUUCGACACUUUAUUUUUUUAAAUGUACAUUCAAAUUCAAAUAUAUUACUUAAAAUUGUACAGUAUUGUUCCAAAGUUAGUGUUUGUGCUCUAAGUCACAAGUGACUUGUCGGGACACAGUAUUUCAGAAUACAAUAAUAAUUUAACAAUAAAUUUGAGAGCUUGUUAUAAAAACCAAAUUAAAUUAACUUAGAUUAAAUUUGUUAAAGUAAUAUUUAAAUUAAUUCUUUCUUUAUUCUAUCAUUAAAUAAUAUUUUCAAAUAUACCUGUAAUUAUAACAUUUGUUUACAUUAGAAAAGGUAGCUUUAAUAAAAUAUGUUCAUAGUUACACCUGAUCCAUUCGGUUAUGCGUAUAUUAAACAGUUUUUUUCUUAUAGCCUUAAAAGCGUGUGGUAUAAAAUUAAAGAUUCUUGGCCCCACAUAAGAUAUAUGACGUUGACAAAUUGUAAAAUCUACUUUAGUCAAAUAAACAUGUUCUCUCGUGACAGAUCUAGUAAUAUUAAGCCGUUGGGGUAGAAUCUUAUAAAUGUUUUUAAUCUUCAUAAAGUUAAGGGUGCUCUUCAGGUAAAGUUCUCUUACAGUGAGAGCACCACUUUCCAAAAACAAAUUAACUGUUGGGUAUCUUUUUGGUCUUUUAUUUAUUAUUUUUAGUAUAUAUUUUUGAGUGAUAACCAGGUUUGUUAACAUUGUGCUACACGCACUACCCCAAAUUCUUAUACCAUAAUUUAGAAUAAAUUCAACCAGAGCCUGAUAGACCAUCUCCAAUAACUCACGAGGCAUAAAUUCGCGUAGUUGAUAAAAUUUAUAAAUUGUUUUCCUUAUCUUUUUAGUUAUGUAAUCAAUAUGCAUAUUGUAUUUUAAAUUUCUAUCAAUAUAGACGCCGAGGUAUUUUGUGUACGAAACUAAAGAAAUCUUAGAAUCGCAAUUCGUACAUAGUUCAUUUAAUUUCUGAAUUAAAAAAUUAAGUCUUCAAAGCUAGAUUUACUUCUUAUAACAAGUUUUGAUGCUAAAAUAAUGUAAUUUUACAUUAAAAUAAUAAAAUUUUACACUAAAAUAUAGGAAGUUUAUGUAUUAUGAUAUAUUCAAAAGUGAUUAGACUAAAGAAAAACCUUUUAUAUGGAAAAAAACUAAUAAGUGUAAUAUAUAUACUUCACUUUGGUAGUUUUAUAUAUAUUUUUUUUAAUUUUGUCCCAAGAACAUGCAGUAAAAUGAUUUUUUUUCUUAAAUACACAUACAAAAUAAUAUAGAAACUAAAAAGCAGUAUUUGUGUUGAAAACAUUAUUUUUUAAUGGAUUGCUUAUAAAAUGCCUUGCUUCUUUUAAAUAAAUAUUUAUUUACUCCAAUUUAUGCUUUUAAAGCUUAUAAACUAUCGACUGUUUUAUCACAUUAUUUUUAAUGUAACAUAUUAUGUUUAAAUUAAAAUAAUACACCUGUUCCACUUGCAAUAAGUUUGUCUGCACUUAUUAUUUGAGAAAACAAGCUUUUAUUAAAGGACUUUGCUUACUAUCUUAGACUAUACUCAAAAAUAACAUGUUAUAUAGUUGAGUUCAAGCUAAAAAGUAGCUACAGAUAUUAAAUAUAGAUCAAAACUUUUUUAAGAAUUAGCAUAAUAUAUUAAUAUCAAUAAGAUGUGCACCUCCUUUUAAAAUAAUGAUAUAAAAUAUCUUUGAACGUGAUGUGAUUCUCACUGCUUAAAAGCAUAUCUUUUUGUUAUUAAUAUUAGUGUAAAUAGUGUAGUUUUUAAUGUUUCCUUAAUAAAAAUCAAACAAAUAUAUAUUACUCAUAUAAAAGAAAACGUGAAAUUAUUUUUAAAGACAAUUCUGUUUAAAUUUUGUUAAGAAUUAUUUUACUAGUUUUACAUAUUUUAUAAAUUAAAAGAUAUUUUAUUAUGUAUUAUGAGUAUAUACGCAGAACUUUGAAAUUAUUUUUAUAUAAAUAACCCUUUUAUCAGUUCUUAUCUUGCAAUAUAAAACCAAAGUCUCUUAGGUUAGCUUUUCCUGGCACAAAAUUACACAUUGCACUUAAAAAACAUUUACAAAAAGAUGCAUAAUCAAUUUCAUUUUCACUCUAUGUAUGUUUUUGUGCUCAAUAUUUAGGGAUUUUUGAGGCCAAACUGUUGCCAUAUGGAACGACUUGUAUUUAUUACAUGUUAUUUAAAUUAUUAGGAUAAUUCUGAUGUUUAUACAUUAUUAGAAUAAAGAAAAUAUGUAUUAAGAUAA